Messenger RNA from Saccostrea cuccullata (small rock oyster), 630 nucleotides. RefSeq lists its product as uncharacterized. Gene Ontology annotation, biological process: proteasome-mediated ubiquitin-dependent protein catabolic process; negative regulation of translation; protein polyubiquitination. The record is from RefSeq and is a predicted model, not a curated record. The transcript is spliced from 2 exons. The coding region runs from base 1 to 630 and encodes 209 amino acids. Lineage: Eukaryota; Metazoa; Mollusca; Bivalvia; Ostreida; Ostreidae. Gene Ontology annotation, molecular function: protein binding; translation repressor activity; ubiquitin protein ligase activity.
AUGAAGACACCACAGAAAUCAUUAGAAGCUGGAUCCUCUCCUCCAGUCAAACAGCUGCUUGAUGUACCAGAGACUGUCAGCACCAUAGACACUGGGUAUGAUGAUUACCUUUACAGUGUGGCCUGUCUGAGUGAAGAAGAAAUCUGGACAAGAGGAUAUAGCAGCACCAUGAAACUCCAUAGCAUCAAUCAGGGAUCACUACUCAAGUCAAUCACAACUAAGUCAGGGGACGAACCACACGACAUAGCAGUGACAAAAAGUGGAGAUCUAGUUUAUGCUGAUAACAUUGAUGGAACUGUGAACAUUGUGAAGAAUGAGAAGAUAGAGGAGGUGAUCAAACUACAGGACUGGGUACCUCACGGUGUCUGUAGUACCACCUCUGGUGACCUCCUGAACAAUUCAUUUGAUCCACUAGGAAUCACCACAGACAGUCAGAGUCACAUCCUUACAGCUGAUUAUUACAAUAACUGUGUCCACAUCAUAGACCAGGAUGGACAGUUCCUCCGUUACAUUGACUGUGGACUGAGUAAACCCUGUGGACUGUGUACAGAUACAAAUGACAAUCUGUUUGUUGCUGAUCAGUAUAGAAAAAGACAAGUGAAGGAAAUCAAAUAUCUAAGUGAAAUUUAA